CGUUAAUAAUAACAAUAGCAGUUAGCACUAUGUAUGUAUGUAGGCACAGAGCCGUAGCUGCUUCCCGUCGUCACAUAUUACCAGGAACCUUCUUAGAUGAACCCCCAUGCUCCGUUUUUUUCUUUGUCUAAUCUUCAAAUCCAUCAUAUCCAUCAUCAAUCCCACUUCUCAACUUAACAGUCAUAUUUGACUGAUUAAACACUAAACAUCGAUUCUUUGAAUUCCCGCUUCGACGGGAUUAGCCUAGGCUAAUUAUUUACCACACAAUUGCUAGAUAUCUCACAUAGUGAUACGGCUUCUGGCCGCAUCGCAAAUUCGCAAGUCGGAGACUCAACAUUCCAUCCCAUCAAACAGAAACAACAGAUGAUGGCGCCGGUCGAGCGUGACGCACCGGUCGACCGCCCUCUAAGACAUCAACAUUCUUCUUCAAUCGGAGCUAUUGUGCCAAUGUGGGAUAGCUCUGAUCCGGAGCGGGCGCCGCCCCCUCUACCAAUGAAUCCUCAGUCGCCAGGCGUAGGACCAUCGCGGAGCGGCACGUCGCUAGCUAUCCAAUCUGCGCACGCCGCCCUGACUGAGAAGGCGCGCGAGCACGCACUUGUCCCCUCGCUCGCAAAACGUAUGAACGACACAUCACCUGAUCGCGCUCUCGUUCAGAGAACAACAAGUCCUCAUAAGCGAAUGCAAUCUGUGCAACCAGGCAGUGUUAGAGACCUUAGCCUGAUGAUCGAAGGCUCAAGGGAUCGCGACUCUGCGAACUCCACCCCUCGAGGCUCACCUGAGAAAGAUAGGUCUGCGAGAUCACAAACAAGACCACAAACACCAACUCGUGGCAGGGACUACGAGAGAGAGGCAAGGUCGGCUGAAAAAGAGAACACAGCCCCUGGCACACCUACACCCAUGGCGCCAAAUCUGAGCUCGAUGGUUCGCCCCUCUUCGAGGAGGCCGCCGCAGAGCAUCCUUGGUGAAAAUACGCCACCGCAAUCUGCCACCAUGCUGGCAUUGCAAAAUAUGCCUUCCGUAUCAUCGCGAGAUACUGAGACUCCCUUAGCAAACGUCACAAACAAUUCUGCUCCUAUGAUGAAGCCGCAUCCCUCCACAGAACAUCUUUCCAACCAACUUCUCACCCUAACCAACAUUGCAACCGCUCUCCAGAAGGAAAUGUCUCAGCUUAGCCGUCGAAGUAGAGACAAUGCUACAGACUUGAUGAGCCUCAAAGAGGCUACGCACGCUAGAGAUGAAGAUAUUCGAAAGAGUCUACGCGAGCUAGCUUUGAAUUCUGGUUCGGAGACUUCUCGGUAUCAUCGAGACACCUAUACUGGCGGUUUGUAUCUUGACAACAAGCCUUUCAACAACAUGUCGCCCGGACCAGGGAAGAUGGGAAGACCAAUCUCACUUCCAAGGAUCCCGUCGCCGAAUAGUUUCGCGGCCUCCAUUGAUCGAGAGUCGGUCUUAAGCACACCAUCUCUUGUGAGCGGAGAAUCUUCGCCUGCGACAAUGGCCUUGCUCGAAAAGAUCAUCAGGGACAUGGGCACAAAAGAUGGCCAAGACUCAAUUGUUGGCCGCCUGUCUGAAUUAGCCGAGAGAUUAUCUGGUAUGGCUUCAGCUGAUAAAGUGGAAGAGCUUAUCCACCAUCUGAAAACAUCCAGCGAACACACAGUCCACCCCACAAAUGGCGGCCGACUGGACAAGGCAAGGUCUAUGAGUUUCAGUAGUGAUGAUUCCGGAUCUAAAAUCAGCAGCGUGGUGAACCACCGAGUCGAAAAAUUGAUGAAUGGCAAAGAUCCUCGGCGACCAUCGGUUACAACACGAGUAAACGACGUUUUGAAUGAUGAUAUUGUCAAGGUUAUUCGUGCUGUUAAAGACAGCGUUGCUCAGGCAGGAGGCAUGACGGCUGAGGUUAAAGCCCUUGUCCGGGAGCUCCGGGGUGAAGUUCUUGGGAUGGGAAGGGAAAUCAGCAGGAAACUGGAUGACUGGCACGGUAAAUCCCCCAGCAAAAGCGAAACUGCUAGUCGGGCGGAGCUAGCGAGAAUUGUGGAGGAAGGUUUGGAACAGAUAAGGGUUUACAUGGCACAUCGUCUUCGAGAUCACAGACGAGUAUCAUCUGAGAUAGAGAAGCCUGCCAUCGAUUACCAGGAGAUCUACAACGCACUAAGGACUGCUCUGAGCGACUCAGAAGCCACACGAAACCACGACCCAAAACUAAGCCGAGACGAUGUCAUUGAGGCCGUUAAGGAUGCGUGGGAGAAUUAUAAACCUGAGAUCGAAAUCCAACAGAUUGGAUUAGAGCGGGACGAGGUUCUUGAUUGCCUCAAGGAAGGGCUGGAACAGUACGCUCCACGUCAAGAUACCCCCCAAGGUGCGACACGGGAUGAAGUAUUCCAAGCAAUUGUCGAAGGGCUUAAGCAUUUCGUGCCCCCACAAAUUGAUACACCGGCUAGUAUCUCCCGGGAAGAAGUAAUCGAGGCCGUUAGGGAAUGUCUCGAGGACUUCGAGUUCCCAAUUGCACCUUCGACGAACGAUCUAACUCGCGACGAUGUAUUGGACGCCGUCAAAGAGGGCAUAACCUCCACCCAAAGCACCGCGCUGGUGCCUCAUGGCGGUGAAAAUACCGAGAUUGCUGAACGACUUCACGAUAUCAUGCAGUAUAUGCGGGAAGAGUUCAAGGCCGUUUCCGAGGAGGCGAAGCAAAAUGUUGCUGCAAAUGGAAGAGACACAGAGCAGGUCUUGGACGCCACCCGGGAUGGGUUUGAUCAGCUACGAACGCAUAUGGAAGGUUAUAUCAACCAAGCCGUCGGGCCCUCCAGCCAUGAGGAGCUUAUGGCUAACCUAGAGAAUGGGUUUGAACAACUUCGCGCACACAUGGACGAGUUUGUCGAAAAAGUCUCAGGUGCAUCUGGCCAAGACGAAUUAAUGACAAGUAUUGCUAGCAACCUCGAGAAACUACGGGCACACGUAGAAAGCUCCGCCGACAAAGCUCCUAGUGUCUCUACUUCCCCGGACCAGGAGGAGCUCAUGAUAAAUCUCACCACCAAUUUCGAUCAGCUGCGAGAGCACAUGGAAAGCUACGUCGAUAAGGCUUCUGGCGCUUCCAACCAAGAGGAACUCAUGAGUAAUGUUGUCAACAGCUUCGAUAUCUUCAAGGAGGAGGUAUCGGAGCUUGUUGCCAAAGCCUCGGAUGGCUCCAGGGACAUGAUCAGGCAAGAAAUUGAGUGUCUUCGAGAUACAGUGAACUCUUCACUUGUCCCUCACGUACCACAAAUGAGCGACAAUAGAGAUGUUCUGGAAGCAAUCCGUGACAGUAUCGAAAGAAUUCGCGGAGAACUACUCCGUCCCCAUGCCGGUACCACGGAUAUCCUUGACGCUUUACACGAGGGCUUCAGCGACUUACGACUCAGUAUCGAGAAGGUAGCCGACAAACCGGCUGACCUGACAGCCAAUGACGAAAUCCUUGAUGCGCUUAAGUCCGGAUUAGAUGGCGUUCAAACAAACAUCGACUCUCUUCGUGAAAACAACCAGGAAAAAGCCGUGGCUACCGUGGCUCCUGCUGAGGAGUCAACAAGCACUGCUCUGAUUCCUGCUGAUCUCGUCAAGCACGACGACAUCAAAAACCUCGAGGUUAUGAUGAUCCAACUCCGGACUAAGAUGGAGUCUAUGGAGGCACCACAACCCCCGCCAGCAGCCGAGGGCCUGUCCAAAGAUGAUCUUGCUGAGUUGGAGGAGAUGCUCAAGAACGGCUUGUCUAAAGAGGAUCUAAACGAAAUGGAGGAAAUGCUCCGGAACAUGCAAGAAUCGAUGGCCGGUAUGUCAGGCGUGUCAAGCAGUAGAGACAAAGACGGCGAGCCUUCUGGCCCCCCAGCAAACCCCGAAGAUGCUGCUACCAAGGAGGACGUGCUGGCCAUUGAAACAAUCCUUCGAAACGCUAAAGCUCGCCUUGAUGAGUUAGUUGACGGCGAACAAGCUGUCCGAAAAGAUCAUGUUGAUGCAGUUGAGGCACUGGUGCUCGAGACCAAAGACUCUCUGGCGGUGCUCGCUGGACAGCUAGAGACAGUUUCUCGAAAGGAAGAUAUUCUCUCUGUCGAAUCUCUUGUUACCCAGAUAACCACUUCAUUGAAUGAGGCAAAAGAACGUGCCGAAAAAUCUCUCGAAGACCCCGACAAGGUUACCAAGACCCACGUUGCUGCAGUUGCGGCGGCCGUCCUCGAGGUCAAGUCGCUUCUUGAGCAGAUGGUUAAUUCUAACAUCGCAGCUCUUCCCUCGAAAGAUGAUAUCAGGAAUCUAGAGGACGUUGUUAAGGAGCUUAAGGAGAACUCUACGUCCCUUGCCGAAUCCAAUGCGGUGGCGUUUCAAGAACAACAAGAAGGAACCGCCGAUGUUGGUGAGCGAGUCACGGAAGUCAAGGCCUUCUUGGAAGAGUUCCAGGGCUUGGUUAAGGAAAGACUCGAGACCGGCGGUAACGCUGUUGAGUCCUUAGGCAAACUUCUCGAGGGCAUAAGCGAAACGGUGCACCAGAAUUCCGACGUCGGUAGCAACCUAAAGGAGAUGUUUGAACUAGUGAAAACAGAAUUCGAGGAAUCUAAGUCUAGCGUGGUGGGUGCUAAGAUGGACACCGAUGAGAAAAUCAAGGAAUCCACCGAGGCAUUAGGAUGCAAGCUCGAAGAGAAAAUCAGCGAGCUUGUGACGAAGUAUGACGAUUUCCAACUUGUUUUGGAAGAUAGGUCGAAGACUUCGGAAGAGAGAGACGAAGGCAUGAAAGCGGCAAUGGUCAACACAAAUACGAUCGCGGAAGAACUUAAGGUCCUAAUCGAUACUCUUGGGUCAACUGUCACCGACUCCCUCGAGAAGAUGGAAGAAGCAUCGAAAACUGUCUUCGAGAAGGUCGAAACACUUUACGGCAAAGCCGAGGAAAACCAUGCGGAUGGCAAGAACGAGCAUCAAAUGACUCGCGAUCAUGUCAAGCAGGCCAUCAGCGCUGUAGAGGGCCUCCAGGGCCAUGUCGGCGAUUAUCAGCCAAAGAUCCUUGAUUCGAUUAAGGAAGUACUUCUCAUUGUCGGACAACACUACGAGCAUUCGAGAGCUUCGGAGAAUGGCAUCUUGCAAAAGAUUGAGGAUGCCAAACCUGAACCCCUACUCCUGCCCCCUCCUCCCGAGAAAUACGAUGAUAGCCUGGUGCAGUCAAAACUUGACAAAUUGGACAGCGAGAUGCUCACGAUUCGGGAAAAUUUGGACAGUGGAAUGCACUCGAAGUUAGACAAGCUAGUCGACCACACAAACACUGCUAACAAGGCUUAUGCCCAGCUGUAUACUCUCGACAUGGUGCACCAGCAGGUUGUCAAGACAGCUGCUGAUAUCGCGGAAUUCCUUUCGUCUCAAAAACAGCGCAUUAAUGACGAGCAUGAUGACCGUGAAAAGACUCUUCAAGAGACGACAAUCCAACUGGAGCGUUCGAAAGCCGAGAAAGAUCAAGUCGAAACUAACCUCUUGUAUCUCAAAGAUGAGGAAGCCCAAUUGCGCGAUACCAUCCUCGCACUAAGGGCUGAGCAAGAUUCGCUCGUCCGACAGAAGACUCGAUUAACCGCGGACGUCUCUUCUCUCGAGACUGCUCUACAUCUUCGACGGGAAGAACUCCACGCUAUGGACGCACGGGCUGAAGGCCUGGAGCGUAGGAUACUUGAAGGUGUCCUAGACCAUUCUCGUGCCUUACUCAUGACGAAGUCCUCCUUCAAGGGCCGCGAAGCUAUGAGCCGCAAACGAGUACCCGGUGCUAGAUCUAGCUUAGGACCUUCCGACGACCUGAACUCUACUCCUAAACAGGCCAAACCUCGGGCAGUUAAUAUGGCUAUGAAUAAUGGUCGAGCUAGUCUUGUCCCACAAAACCCUGCAGGCACCGGUCGCCGGAUUCUGAGUCUCAGCCAGAUUACAAAUAACGUACCUACGGGUGGCCUUAAGCGCAGUCAGAGCGUUCGUACCCCGGCUGGUACAGGAGUACGAAAGAGCAGCUGGGCACCAGGGAAAAGCGGUGCUCGUAAGGACUAUGGCGACCUGGACAUGGACAAGGAGAACGUGGACCUAGUACGCGAGAGUGAUGAGGAGGCGCGCGAAGAUUCGCCUGCUGCCGAGUCAGAGCCUGACACACCUGUAGGAGAGGAAACUGUAAUAGUUGGAAAUGAUGCAACUGGCAAAACUCCGGCCGAGGAGGACCCUACGGAGAUGUCACCCGAGCCCGAUGGUGAGGACGUCUACGACGACGAGGAAACAGAAGGAGGAGAGAGCGAGGCUGGGACGACCGUUAUGACAGGUACGGCAACUGAGAGCGGGUACAUUAGCGAUGACCAAAGUCACAGUGAGUGGGCUGAGAGCGCCGUCGGCGUAGACAGCGUCAUCUCUGAAAGCAUUGCCGAUACUGAUAGUAUCACAGGCGAUGGGGAAGUUUUGGUGUAUAAUACCUAAUGGAUCUCUUGUAUCACUCGACACGAGAUUCUAGCUCUUGGGGGUCAAUUGGGGAAAGAAAGGGGCGGGGAGUUCUGUUAUGGAGUACGACGGGACGGCUUCACCUGCUUCUCUUUUUUUCCCGGUCACGUUUUGCUCAUCACGGUCGUUGGAUGAGGUUGGGGGGUGGUGGGUUCCUUAUGCUUGGGAAGGGGACGAGGUUUUAUGUCUUUGGUACGUCUGCUUGUCUUUCGUCGUAUGAGGGCGUCUGGCACGUGGAUGAACGAAAGAGGUGUCGGAGGGGGUGAAUGGAAGGGAUAUCAAUUUUGUUAUUUUUUUUUUAUCGGGGGGUUUUUUUCCUCCUCACUCGUCGUCGUUUGCGUUUUCAUCCCUCUUGAAUUGGUUUUACGUCUACAUACCUAGUAGUAGUUUAGUCACGCUACGUAUUCAAAUGGAAACGGGGCAUGGAUCACACUGAUUUAAACAUAUACCCGUCUAACCUAAGGCUUUAAAGUCUAGGUAGGCAGGUGGCCUGCUGCUCAAAGGGGGGAGAGAGAUUAUUAAGAUUGUUCAAAUAUCGGAAAAGCAGCAGCAGAAGGGGUCUGGAGGAGGUUGUAUGAGUAGGAGUAGGAGUUGGAGUAAGAGGAGACGGAGGAGCAGGUCCUGCUUCUUCAUACCUAGUCUUUAGUACAUAGGCAUAUUCAUGAUAAUGACGACGAACGAUAUUUCCAUUA
This is a messenger RNA of Annulohypoxylon truncatum, 7160 nucleotides long. RefSeq lists its product as uncharacterized. The record is from RefSeq and is a predicted model, not a curated record. Bases 364 to 6447 code for a protein of 2027 amino acids. Lineage: Eukaryota; Fungi; Ascomycota; Sordariomycetes; Xylariales; Hypoxylaceae. The transcript is spliced from 2 exons.